Molecule: messenger RNA, 2364 nt
Organism: Brassica oleracea var. oleracea
Lineage: Eukaryota; Viridiplantae; Streptophyta; Magnoliopsida; Brassicales; Brassicaceae
Product: protein STRUBBELIG-RECEPTOR FAMILY 6
Exons: 14
Coding region: 88-2250 (720 amino acids)
Biological process (GO): protein phosphorylation
Molecular function (GO): ATP binding; protein binding; protein kinase activity
Source: RefSeq, a predicted model, not a curated record
UCUAAAUUUCUCCUUUUUCCUUUCUUUGUCACAAGAAGACUAUAGAGUUUUGGCAACUUGAGAGAGAGAGAGAGAGAGAGAGAGAAGAUGAUGGAGAAGUGGGUGGUGGUUGUGGUUCUGUUUACAGUCUGCAUUGUAGGAUUCGAGCUUAGCUUCAUCCAUGGAGCCACUGAUGCAUCAGACACUUCAGCACUGAACACAUUGUUCAGCAGUAUGCAUUCACCAGCACAGCUAACACAAUGGACUGCAUCAGCUGGUGACCCUUGUGGCCAAAAUUGGAGAGGCGUCACUUGCUCUCGAACACGAGUUACUCAAAUAAAGAUAUCAGGUCUUGAGCUCUCUGGAACACUUGGAUACAAGCUUGAUAGCCUGACUAAUCUUACAGAGCUUGAUGUAAGCAGCAAUAACCUUGGAGGUGAUUUACCAUAUCAGUUUCCUCCAAAUCUAGAACGAUUGAAUCUUGCAUUCAACCAAUUCACUGGAGCUGCUCAAUACUCAAUUUCUCAGAUAGUGCCACUUAAGUAUCUUAAUCUUGGUCACAAUCAGUUUAAAGGGCAAAUAGCUAUUGAUUUCUCCAAGCUCACCUCUAUUACCACCUUGGACUUCUCUUUCAAUUCUUUCACUGAGUCGCUACCGGGAACUUUCACCUCUCUUACAAGUUUGAAAUCACUAUACCUUGAGAACAAUCAGUUCUCAGGAACUGUUGAUGUCUUAGCCGGUCUUCCUCUUGAUACUCUGAACAUUGCAAACAAUGAUUUCACUGGCUGGAUCCCAAGUUCUUUAAAGGGCAUUGAUUUGAUAAAAGAUGGUAACUCAUUCAGUACUGGACCUGCACCUCCACCACCACCUGGUACACCACCUCCACCACCACCACAUGGUACACCUCCAACUCAUGGCACACCGAGCCAUAAAUCCACAAACCGAUCCAGUACUGAUUCCACAAGCAAUGGAGAUUCCAAGAAAUCAGGGAUAGGAGUUGGUGUUAUAGCAGGCAUAGUCAUUUCAGUACUAGUCGUUACAGCUCUUGUGGCUUUCUUCUUGGUCAAAAGAAGAAGAAGAUCAAAGAGAUCAUCAUCAUCAUCAUCCAUGGAUAUUGAGAAAGCCAAUAACCAGCCUCAUAUGGUUGCAGAAAACAAUCCUAUUCUUCAGAGUUCUUCAUCAGUUGAGGCAAAGAAACUUGAUACUUCCUUGUCUAUUAACCUCCGGCCUCCACCGGCUGAACGGCACAAAUCAUUUGAUGAUGAAGAUGCUACAAGAAAGCCUAUCGUUGUCAAGAAAUCCACAGUGGUGGUUCCUUCUAACGUGAGAGCUUACUCAGUUGCAGAUCUUCAGAUUGCUACUGGCAGUUUCAGUGUAGAUAAUCUUCUUGAAGAAGGGACUUUUGGACGAGUGUACAGAGCUGAGUUUGAAGAUGGAAAGGUUCUUGCUGUAAAGAAGAUUGAUUCCUCUGCUCUUCCACAUGACACGACCGAUGAUUUCACUGAAAUAGUAUCGAAAAUCGCCAUUUUGGAUCAUCCAAACGUGACAAAGCUCGUUGGAUACUGCUCUGAACAUGGACAGCAUCUCCUGGUCUAUGAGUUCCACAGCAAAGGAUCUUUACAUGACUUCUUACACUCACCAGAAGAAGAAAGCAAAGCACUGGUGUGGAACUCACGAGUCAAGAUCGCUCUUGGGACUGCACGCGGAUUAGAGUACCUGCAUGAAGUUUGUUCACCAUCUAUAGUUGACAAGAACAUCAAAUCAUCCAAUAUUUUACUUGAUUCAGAGAUGAAUCCUCACUUAUCAGAUUCAGGUCUUGCAAGCUUCCUCCCCACGGCAAACGUGCGGUUACUAAACCAAACCGAUGAAGGGUAUAGCGCGCCUGAAGUAUCAAUGUCAGGACAAUACUCUAUGAAGAGUGACGUGUACAGUUUUGGAGUAGUGAUGCUUGAACUUUUAACCGGGAGAAAACCAUUCGACAGCACAAGGUCAAGAUCUGAGCAGUCAUUGGUUAGAUGGGCGACACCACAGCUUCAUGAUAUUGAUGCUUUAGGCAAAAUGGUUGAUCCAGCUCUUGAAGGGCUUUAUCCGGUUAAAUCUCUUUCAAGAUUUGCAGAUGUUAUCGCUCUCUGCGUCCAGGCGGAGCCGGAGUUUAGACCACCAAUGUCUGAAGUUGUGCAGUCACUGGUUGUGUUAGUGCAGAGAGCUAACAUGAGCAAGAGAACUUCCAAACGGUCCGGGAGUGCCGACGCAACUAAUGAUUACAUGUAAAACUCAUGGUAACAGUUUGGUCUGUUGUAUGAAGUCACAAAGACAGCAACAAACAGAGCUUCUUUGUUUCCUUUUACAUUUGAUUUCUAUUGGGUUUGGUUCAUUUUUUGUGAA